AUGCCCCGACGCCCCGUGGCUCCUUCCAAACAACCCGGACCCCGGUCGCAAACAGCUUUAAGGAAAGAGCAACCUGACACCAGGUUCCUCUCCACUGGCUACGUCUCGAGUCAGAGCGAUGGCCUGGAGGAAGGAGCACGGUGCCGAGCUGAGUACCGGAAGAUCGACACGAAGCCUGCGCUCACUCCAGUCAACUGUCCGCCCCCCAAAGGAACUCGAGCAAGGACCCAAGGCGAACGGCUGGUGGGCCGUCUGAGAUACGGCCCAGUGCAUACUCGACGCCCUCACUCGGUAGGCCAGCCCUCGCCUUCCGUCGUCACAGGCCCGGUGCCUGCAACUCCUGCAGCGACUCUGUUUUGCAUCGAUAUAUCGAAUUGGGAAGUGCCCCGUCUAGCGGUGAAAUGGCACGCUGCCCUCCGAGCAAAUGCAGGAGUCGUUCCGAUUCGCAGUGGUCUUGGCGGCUUGGAGGGGAGAGCGGUCUAA
Molecule: messenger RNA, 483 nt
Organism: Clonostachys byssicola
Lineage: Eukaryota; Fungi; Ascomycota; Sordariomycetes; Hypocreales; Bionectriaceae
Source: the annotation of a GenBank genome assembly